Messenger RNA from Owenia fusiformis, 4394 nucleotides. The record is from the annotation of a GenBank genome assembly. NCBI's taxonomy places the organism in Eukaryota, Metazoa, Annelida, Polychaeta, Sabellida, Oweniidae.
AAUGGAAGGUGUUGUUGGGCUCCAUAAUCCUCCUUAGGAUUAUCAAAAAUGAGCCCAAAACCUCGAUAUUUCCGACAAAAUACAUUAAAAUAUAACAAAAUCAAUAGGCUAAGAUUUCUUACUAACAUUUGGUGCAAAUUUGGGACUCUGCGAAGGUGCAGUAUUGAAAAAAGUUGAAUGUGUAUAACCACUUGUUGUGUGACAGUCAAGUCGUCUCAUUGGCUGUGACAGCUUGCUGGUGGAGAGACCGUCUGAAAAAUUCGGGAGAUUUUCCCAGACAAAAUGGACUUUCAUGCCGCUAUGGAAACAUUUGCAGAGGCAUGGGUUGCGGCAAAUACACAGACACCUGUCAAUGCAGAAAGUACUAGCCCAAAACCUGGCAACUCUCAAGACUCAUUGGUGACAAAAGAUUCUAUUCCCUUGACUCCACAGAAAGAGGAAAAACUAGUGAAAAUGGGAAUGAUGAAACCUGGCAAUUCCUCUGCAGCACCAGCCUCAGCAACAUCAGGCAAAGCUAUUCCGGUUCAUUGCAUCAUAGAGAGAGAACCGCAGGGUGGAGAUACCCGAUCACCCUCCGUAGAGGUGGACAGUUAUGCCAUAAUACCAGCCCAGACACUCUUUAGAGAAGUCGUUCAUACAGCUCUAGUUAAACUUGGUUAUACAUCAACUGAAGCAAUCUCAGCUAAAGGUGCAAUAGUAGUGAAGAAUUGGAAACCUCUUACGCUUGACAUGAUAACAGAUCGUCCAGAUGCGAAUGUCGAAGAAAUGUUUGCAGACCUCACCAAUGUUAUAUCUCUUCGCAUACGUCUUAGUAGUCGGACCAAGUUGAAUUCAUCCUCAAAUGAGAUGAAGGAUAAGUUGUUGCAGUUACUGCUAUCACAAGCCCAUUCCAGCCUCGGCAGCUCAGGGUGCCCCAUAGAAAAGGAGCUACUACAGAUGCUCUCUAAAGGUGGUAGCAUACAGGACCUCCCAGAAGAUGCAAGAAAUGCAUUUGACAUCUGGUACAAAUCACAAUUGGAGAAAUCAAACGGCACUAAGUCAACUAUCCAGACAUUGCUCAAUCAGCCCCCACAGUCCACCCACUCCCCCGUGGCACCCUCUCUGCCUCUAGGCCUCAUUACCAGCCCUAGGACCAACCCUAUCACAUCAACUCCCACAGCAUCUACCCCUAUGGAGUCAUUGAUGCACAGCAACCAUUCUCCAGGCACAUUGUCUAUGUUGUACAAACAGCGCAUUCGCACAUCUUUCGAUCCUGAUCUCGAAAUUCCACGACUUCAACAAUGGUUUAAAGUCAAUCAGCAUCCCUCACGCACAGAGAUGGUGGCCUACCUGAAUGAGCUCAAUUCGCUGGACUCACGACGUGAGCGCAAACCUCUAGAUUUGACCAACAUCAUAUAUUGGUUUAAGAAUGCACGUGCUGCUCAUAGACGUGCAAACAAGGAAGGUGGUGAUGAUGAACUUAUCGAUGACAGUCUAGAACAUGAAGAGGGCCAUCCAGAGGAGGAGGCUAGUGCUGGAGUUAAGAGCGAGGGAAUGAGAGUACCAGUUGGUACACCAGUGGGUAUCCCAGAGCUACCUAAUCGUAAUGCUGUGUACUUAGUAAACCCCUUGGGUGAAGAGCAGAGAUGGUCUGCCCAGCAGGCAGAAGGAAGAAAAAGUGCAGAUCUUGCCGCUCGAGGUAGUGAUGAAGAUGAUGUGCCGCAGAACCUAAGCCUGAGGAAAUCCCCAAGUCAUAUCCAAGAAGAGGCUGAAGACCUGAGAAUGACUCCACAAUCUGAUAAACACACUGACCCCAACAGCUCACCUAGUAGUACAGAUAGCGACAAUAGGUGCAAUGGAGUAAGAGAUGUCAAUGCUGAGGUUCGUGCUACAGGAGAUGAAACUAUGGAAUUUGAUGAUAAGCUCAAAACUCCACCUGGUGACUGUAAUGAAAACCACACAAAGAUAUCUGGAUCUCCAUCAGUGAAAUCAGAGCCUGAUGUUAGAUCAGAACAAGAUGAAGAUGGUUAUGAUAGUUCAGAGUCAGCUUCGUCCACACCUAGACCUGCCCACAUGCCAGCCUACCCCCACUUGCAACAUCCCUUGAACAUGGCCUUCAUGUCGCAGUACACAGCCAGUAUGAAGGCCAUGUCCCCUCAUAUGUCACCUCAUAUGUCCCCACAUCACCUUGGGCUCCCUAUGCCACAUGGCUUCGCUCAACACUAUCCAAGUAAAAUAGAUGGCAGUAUUACAGCAAUCCCAACACGCAGCUACUCCUCCAGCGCAGCCGAGAGAGAAAGAAAGAAGCGUACUCGUGUAUUCAUCGAUCCACUCUCAGAAAUCCCAAAGUUAGAGCGUUGGUUUUUGGACGAUACUCACCCCUCAUCAUUUAUGAUAGAGAAAUAUUGUGAAGAACUGAACAGAUCAGAAUAUCGCCAACGAUUUCCUAAAUUGGAAUCAAAAAAUAUCCAGCUGUGGUUCAAGAACCAUCGUGCAAAGGUUAAGAGGCUUAGAUUAGGACAUGACAUUAGUGAGUUUAAUAGGCACCAGGUCCAUGUGGAGGAUGAGCCCAAGAUGCCGUCUUCAGCAUAUGCCACUUCUCCAUUAUCAUUAGGGAACUCUUACUCUGAAGAAAAUGGAGAUGUUAAGCUUAAACAAGUGAGAGAUUGGCCUCCGAGAGAUCUCCCCAUACAGGCUGGUGCUACACAUUGACAUAGUUACACCUGAAUACUAGUCUUUGUGUGUAAUCUGCUAUGAUGGUAACUGAAUCGUCUAGACACUGGUCACGCCAGUUGUCACAAUCUAGAGCCACAAUCCUAUUGUUUGCCUAGACACUGGACACACUCCACUGUGUGCAAUAUGGCUGCCCAUAUUGGGAGCCAAUCAAAAGUGUACAUAUAUUCACUGCUGACUCAGAAUGCUCACUUGUUAACAUAAAUCCACUCAGCCAUGAAACGUAGAUUCAAUAUCCGUGAAAUUAUCCAUGCCUAGUUGAGAUUCACUUCCUGGAAAGUAGUCCAUAAUAAUGUUUUAGGUAUGAAAAUUAAUCUAAUGCUUGGUUUUCUGUGUAAGCUCAUUAUUAACUGUUAAUGCAAUCAUAGCGCGGAAAAUCUCUCUCACAUGAAAAUAAAAACUAUUAUUUAAUAUCUACUAUUUCAAUGAUGCAACAGGAUUCAGUAUACAAAGCGACAAUCUACUUCAGUUUAAAAUUGAAUGGAUAAUUUGAGUAAACUGUGAGUGCAGUUUAAAAUCAAAAUAUUGCUCAAAUAUCAAAUAAUGUGUGCAUUGCACAAUGAGGUGUAAUAUAGAAGAUAGUUUGGUGCUGUAUUGGUGUAUGAAGGAAGAUAGCAUAAGAAUAAUAUUUGAAUAUUGUCUUGUUACUCACAUUGGAGAUUUAUAAUGUAUUUUGAAAUUAAGAUAAGCUAUUUAAUAUAAUUGUUCUGCCAUUCAUUAAUAAAUCACUAUUGAGGUUUUCAAAUUUUUAUUGAUAGUUUUCCUGUGUAGAAAGCAUUUAUAUUUUAAGAUGUUUGAAAUAUUCAAUCAUCUUGCUUGAGCAUUUGAUUAUUAUAUAGAUGUAUUAAACAUUCCAGUGUAUAAUUUCUAAUUUGCUUUUGCAUUUAGUCUUCAAAGCGCUAUAUUUAAUCAUUCCUGUACCUUGCUUAUCUUGUGUUAUAUCUAUAUGGAAUAUACCUUCCACAUACAGAAUUUGUGAGCGUGCUUAAUGUUUUAUCUUUUAUAUUGUCAAGUGUACCACGAGUUGCUAUUAUCUGUAUAUAUUUUGUUUGCCAUAAAAGGGUGUAUGUAUAUAUAUAGUAAGCCACCUAUGGGGUAAAAGCCACGGUACUCGCUGUACAUUGUAAUUAUCAUAGACUUAUUGAAAUGUACAUGAAAUUUAAAUAUUUUUGCUACCAGAAUAUUUAGAAUAGAAUAGUUUAGUUUGUGUUAACACAGGGUUCCUGAGAAACAGCAGAAUAAUGAAAUGUACACGCUAAAACUUGAUCUCAAAAUAUUUGCCAAGUUGGGGUAUGAAGUUUUAAAGAUGUAAUCUUAUUUAUUUAUUUUGAAACCCCUAUGUAUUUUGAGGCACCCUUAUCAAGUAUAGAUUUAAUGAACAGUAGUUUCAUGUAGUAUGUUAACAGUGUUACAUGUACAAAUGUAAAUUGAGGUAGUUUUAGUUUAAAGGUGAAGGGGCCAUUGCAAUUUAAACUUUAAACAAUAAAAAGUGCAAGUAAAACUAAUGUGCAAAAUGAAAUGCAAGUAAAACUGAUGUGCAAAUUCAUCUAAAUUCAUCGUCUUUAAUUGUAGUCACCGAUGAUAUUAAAAUUCAAAAUAACGGUUCACCGUUUUAUGGUGUUUUGUGAAAUGUGAAUGUAUUUUGUCUGUUCACAAAUAAAGUAUGGCACUAAGAAACUUAA